GCCAAACGCCUACUAUAUAUGUUAUCCCGCUACUAAAGAAUCAAAAUAUUUUACUUGAAUUCAAUCGGCAAAAUAAAGAUUAAAAAUGAUGAAGGCAUCGGUUAAAGCUCGAUAUGAAACAGAGAAAGCCGCCUCCGCUACCGGCGGCGCCACCAUAGCUUUCAACGCCGGCGACUUUAAGCUCCGUGCUUCUAUGACUGAUGCUACUAUAGUCAAUGGUCCCAGCUUAAAUGGCUUAGCUCUAGGUGUUGAAAAACCUGGUUCCUUCAUCUUCGAUUACAAUGUCCCCCAAAAGUGGCAGACUCAGGAUUUAGAGGGGGUCGUGGGUGCUCGGAAGGUUGAACACACGUAUUGACGUCCAAAGCUUUAAGGUCCCAGCCAUUUUCUUGGCUUAUAGGGUGCUUUUCUAAAUUUUAUACCAGAUUUUAUACAUUUCUUUAUAUAAUUAUUCCUAGUAUGCGUCGAAUUUAACCGGUGCCGAAGCACCAAAAGUUUGGCUAUAGGUUUGCCCCUGUCUCUGUGCUGCUAUGACUGAUGUACAAUAGUCAAAGGUCCCCGCUUAAACGGCUUAG
Messenger RNA from Capsicum annuum, 572 nucleotides. Its product is annotated as outer envelope pore protein 24B, chloroplastic-like. Gene Ontology annotation, biological process: regulation of monoatomic ion transmembrane transport. Gene Ontology annotation, molecular function: voltage-gated monoatomic cation channel activity. The transcript is spliced from 2 exons. Lineage: Eukaryota; Viridiplantae; Streptophyta; Magnoliopsida; Solanales; Solanaceae. The record is from RefSeq and is a predicted model, not a curated record. Bases 86 to 355 code for a protein of 89 amino acids.